AUGGAAUCUAUUUCACCUUUUUAUUCUUUGUCCACUGAAGUGCGAUAUGCUCCACCAUGGCAGGACUUGAGCAUUAUUGGUAUUGCUGGAAGCUCUGGCUCCGGUAAGAGUUCCGUGGCAAUGGAGAUUGUCAAGUCUUUGAACUUGCCGUGGGUGGUGAUCCUUGUAAUGGACUCAUUCUACAAGACCUUAACUUCUGAACAGCACCACAAGGCCCAUGCAAAUGAGUAUGAUUUCGACUGCCCGGAAUCGAUUGACUUUGAUGUGCUGGUGGAGACCCUCCGUGAUCUGAAGAAAGGAAAGAAAGCGAACAUCCCAAUUUACUCCUUUACUGAGCACCAGCGGCAGCCUAAUACGACCACCCUCUACUCCCCUCGUGUAAUCAUUCUCGAGGGGAUUUUGGCGCUUCAUGAUCCCAGAAUCGUUGAGAUGUUGGAUGUGAAGAUCUUUGUUGAAGCAGACAUGGAUGUAUGCCUAGGUCGCAGGGUAUUGCGUGACGUCCGUGAGCGAGGACGUGAUAUUGAAGGAAUCAUCAAACAAUGGUUUGAAUUUGUGAAGCCUUCUUACACUCGAUUUGUGGAGCCUCAACGUCCUAUCUCAGACAUCAUCAUCCCACGUGGUAUUGAGAACACCACCGCUAUCGAUAUGGUGGUCAAACAUAUUCAACGCAAGCUGCAGGAGAAAUCCGACAACCACACCGAAGCGCUUCGCAAUCUAGGCUUGAUUGCAGCAGAAGUAGAGCUGCCUUCAAAUGUGCAUGUCUUGCCCUCGACUCCGCAGUUUAUUGGCAUGAAUACUAUUCUGCAGACCCCCGAAACUGAGCAAGAGGAUUACAUCUUCUACUUUGAUCGACUGGUUUCGAUCUUGAUUGAAAAGGCCUUGGACAUGACAUCGUAUGUAUCUGCAAAUGUGGAAACACCACAAGGGAACACAUACCUCGGUUUGCAUCCCAAGGGUAUCGUAUCAGCUGUGGCUAUCUUACGUGGAGGCUCUUGCAUGGAGACUGCGCUUAAGCGAUCUAUUCCCGACUGUAUUACUGGUCGUGUGCUCAUCCAAACGAAUCAGAGCAACGAUGAGCCAGAGUUGCAUUACUUAAAACUUCCGACGCAGAUCGAGGAGCAUGCAACUGUCAUUCUGAUGGACUCUCAAAUGUCCAGUGGAGGUGCUGCACUUAUGGCUGUUCGUGUCUUGAUUGAUCAUGGGGUGGAACAAGGGAGGAUCGUUUUCGUAACUUGCGCAGCAGGUGAACGGGGCCUCAAGAGGCUUACUGCCGUUUACCCCAGAAUCAAUGUGAUUGUUGGACGUAUCGAGGAAGAGGGAGAACCGCGCUGGAUAGAGAAGCGGUACUUUGGAUGCUGA
Messenger RNA from Penicillium concentricum, 1359 nucleotides. RefSeq names its product uridine kinase family protein. Gene Ontology annotation, molecular function: ATP binding; kinase activity. The coding region runs from base 1 to 1359 and encodes 452 amino acids. Gene Ontology annotation, cellular component: cytoplasm. NCBI's taxonomy places the organism in Eukaryota, Fungi, Ascomycota, Eurotiomycetes, Eurotiales, Aspergillaceae. The record is from RefSeq and is a predicted model, not a curated record. The transcript has 8 exons.